This is a messenger RNA of Patiria miniata (bat star), 1650 nucleotides long. Its product is annotated as mucin-17-like. The transcript has 11 exons. The record is from RefSeq and is a predicted model, not a curated record. NCBI's taxonomy places the organism in Eukaryota, Metazoa, Echinodermata, Asteroidea, Valvatida, Asterinidae. Bases 1 to 1650 code for a protein of 549 amino acids.
AUGUUUCAGUUCUUUGCACCAAAGCCUACACCGAUCCCCGAAGCGGGUAGCCCUACCACCGGCAACGCAUCCCGUCAAGCAACUAGAAACGAGGAAGCGACGACAUACAGCAUCGAUAUUUCGUCUCUGGUGCCUGCUUCUGAAACGUUACCGCCAAUUUACUUUCAAGCGAAGUUGUCCAUCGCAGCACCAAAGCCUACAUCGAUCCCCUUAGCGGGUAGCCCUACCACCGGCAACGCAUCCCGUCAAGUAACUAGAAACGAGGAAGCGACGACAUCUAGCUCUGAUCUUUCGUCACCGAAGUCUGCUUCUGAAGUGUCGCCGAAAAUAUCCGUUAAAGAGAAAGUCGCCCAGCAUAAGACCAUCUUGAAAGUGUCCACAGCAGAUCCUCAAGAAAUGUCUCCCAACAAUGGCGAAAAGGAGCAUCGCCCUCUUGGAACUUCGCCUGAAAAUGACCUGAAUGUUACCACCACAACACCAAAGCCUACAUCGAUCUCCGUAGCGGGUAGCCCUACAACCGGCAACGCAUCCCGUCAAGUAACUAGAAACGAGGAAGCGACGACAUCUAGCCCUUAUCUUUCGCCACCGGAGUCUGCUUCUGAAGUGUCGCCGGAAAUAUCCGGUAAAGAGAAAGUCACCCAGCAUGAGAAUUUCGUGAAAGUGUCCACAGCAGAUCCUCAAGAAAUGUCUCCCAACAAUGGCGAAAAGGAGCAUCGCCACCUUGGAACUUCGCCUGAAAAUGACCUGAAUGUUACCAACACAACACCAACGCCUACAUCGAUCCCCUUAGCGGGUAGCCCUACCACCGGCAACGCAUCCCGUCAAGCAACUGGAAACGAGGAAGCGACGACAUCUAGCUCUGAUCUUUCGUCACCGGAGUCUGCUUCUGUAGUGUCGCCGAAAACAUCCGUUAAAGAGAAAGUCGCCCAGCAUGAGAACUUCGUGGAAGUGUCCACAGCAGAUCCUCAAGAAAUGUCUCCCAACAACAACGAAAAGGAGCAUCGCCAUCUUGAAACUUCGUCUGGAAAUGACCUGAAUGUUACCACCACAACACCAAAGCCUACAUCGAUCUCCGUAGCGGGUAGCCCUACCACCGGCAACGCAUCCCGUCAAGCAACUGGAAACGACGAAGCGACGACAUCUAGCUCUGAUCUUUCGUCACCGGAGUCUGCUUCUGAAGUGUCGCCGAAAAUAUCCGGUAAAGAGAAAGUCACUCAGCAUGAGAACUUCUUGAAAGUGUCCACAGCAGCACCAAAGCCUACAUCGAUCCCCUUAGCGGGUAGCCCUACCACCGGCAACGCAUCCCGUCAAGCAACUGGAAACGAGGAAGCGACGACAUCUAGUUCUAAUCUUUCGUCACCGGAGUCUGCUUCUGAAGUGUCGCCGGAAAUAUCCGGUAAAGAGAAAGUCACCCAGCAUGAGGACUUCGUGAAAGUGUCCACAGCAGAACCAAAGCCUACAUCGAUCCCCUUAGCGGGUAGCCCUACCACCGGCAACGCAUCCCGUCAAGCAACUAGAAACGAGGAAGCGACGACAUCUAGCUCUAAUCUUUCGUCACCGGAGUCUGCUUCUGAAGUGUCGCCGGAAAUAUCCGUUAAAGAGAAAGUCACCCAGCCUAAGAACUUCUUGAAAGUGUCCAACAGCAGGUGA